GCGUGUCCCUUUGGCGGCGAGGGAAAGGGAGUCCGCCAUUUUCUUCCCUCGAAGGACCAUGGGGCCGCCCUUUCUCCCCACCGCUGUUUUCUCCUUAGCGCUGUUUGUGCCCCUGAAUGAAGCCCAGCCGAUUCCUACUGACGGUGAGCCCGGCUCCCCCAGUGUGCAGAAAGUGUCAGAGGGCAGAGCGCUUCGCACGUUAAGCGGCAUCAUCGGGCCAAAAUGUGGAAUAAGGCCUCUUGUGGAUGAGAUAAAAGGGAGUCGAAUUGUAGGUGGACAUGAUGCUCAGGUUGGGGCAUGGCCGUGGCAAGUUAGUCUUCAGAUUUUCCACUUUGGUGAAGGUUUUAAACAUGCAUGUGGUGGAUGUUUAAUUAAUCACAACUCGGUGCUAACAGCAGCACACUGCAUUAGAAACUGGAUGGACCCAGGGUUUUGGAAGGCUGUGAUUGGACUGCAUCAUACUAGUAGAUACCUCCCUCAGACUGUAACAUGCCGGGUCAGGGCUAUCAUGGCCCAUUCUGAUUUCAACAAGGACACCUUUGAAAAUGAUCUUGCCUUGGUUAAACUAAUAGACACUGUCGAAUUCAAUGACUAUAUUCAGCCAAUCUGCUUACCUAAUAAUCCUCUUGUUGUGACGGAUGAGACACCAUGUUACAUAAGUGGAUGGGGGGAUACAAAAGAAAAAAUUAGAAACAGAGAUGUAUUACAAGAAGCUCAAGUAGAUAUUAUUCCAGAACAGGUCUGCAAUAGAGACAACUGGUAUGGAGGAGCAAUAAAAAAGAAUAUGCUUUGUGCUGGAGCUGAAAGUGGAGGUAUUGAUAGCUGCCAGGGAGAUAGUGGUGGACCUUUGAUGUGUUAUUUCCCAGAUGCCACCAAGUACUAUUUGAUAGGAAUCACCACCACUGGCGCUGGCUGUGGACGACCAAAACUUCCAGGAAUUUAUACAUCUACAGCUAAUUACAGAAGUUGGAUACAGUCACACAUUAUUUUAUUUGACAAAACUAGCACUGUGAGGAUUCCAUAUGUCCUGAUCUUUUUGACUGUGGAAUGGGUUACUUUGCAUAUUGUUCUAUAAAAAAGCAAAGUCUCUUUCCACUGUGUAGAAUUAUCAGAUUGUUUUAAGAACUUAAGUCACUCAUAUACUACAUAAUGCAGUGUGGGCGGUCUGGGACCCAUCUGCGCUGUUGCGUUGGUGCAGACACCUUGGAGUAGCACACCAAGGCAACUCCACUCUGACAGUGUUGUGCAAAGGGAACCCAUUAUUUUCAAGGGUUGUCCCAUUGUGCAACUUUGUGCAACAUUACACUGGAGUGGAGCUGCCCUGGUGUGGAGCUUUGUCUAUUGUAUUUACAUUGACACAACAGUGGGGGUGUGCAAGCUGGCUCAGCUCGAGCUGGGUUCGAUGUCAAACCAGUUCGGCUUGCCAGGUUCUGGGUCGAACUGGACCGGGUCUGAGUUUGAACCAAACCAAGCUGGUUCAGAUCUCUACUGGUAAAGGGGAAUCUGGUGAGGAUUCUCCUUUACCAGUGAAGGGGCGGGGGGGGGGCUUCCCUAAAGGUAGAGAGGGCUGGGGUCAGUUACUACUUAAAAGCGCCACGGGGGUGGGGGGCGAUGUUGGCUCACCCUCACCGGCAUCCCUCAGAGGGCUGGCAGCAACCCGGUUUGGGCCAUCUUCACCUCAAUUUGGUCCUCUGCACACACACAGGGACCAUUUUAGUUAUCUCCACACAUGCGCAGAGGUCAAAUUGUGUGGUCACGCAAAUGGCCUCUGUGCAUGUAUGAAAGUCACUAAAGUUAGCCCCUGCAUGUGUACAGAGACCCAACUGGGACACUGCUGGUUGGGCUAUUCUGGGGGAGGCUGGUGGGGGUUGCAGCAAGUCGCUGCUGCAACAAAUAGUGCUUGUAAGUAGUCACUGACUCCCCUCCCACCCGCUCUACCUUUAGGGAAACCUUCCUGCCCCUUUACCAGAAGACCUCCCAACUCAGUUCAGCUCCUAUUACCUGCAUUGCAUUGCACAGUAUGUGAGUGACAGUUUCCUUUUGCAAACAAUAUUUUUAACAAAAUUUGAUGGCUGACCUCUAUGUUACAGUGGAAAUAUGUCCCUGACCUUCAGGGGUGUAUUUCCAAGGUAACAGGAUACUUACAGUGUGCAGGGAGAGCUCUAAAAGUAGUUGCACUCUUACGCAAGAGCACUCAUGCUUCUGAAGCACGAGGACUAGCUCAGGGGCUAGUACUGCAUGCAUGCGGAUGUUAAAAGCAUACAUGCAUCGUUAAUCAGGAUAUUAGCCAUUAUUUUUAACAAUAUAUAUGUUUUAUAAUCUAUUUACCCCUCUCUAGCAGAUGCAAAAAUACAGUUAAUCUGUAUUUUAAGAAUGUAAACCUAAGAGGCACUGUUCAGUUACAUGUGCAUGUUUUGUGGGCUGUUAACUAAUACCAAUCAUACUUGGUACCAAUUAUACCCUCUUAAAAGUAGGUUAAAAUGAGGGAUAGAGCAUGCACUGAAAACAGUCAUUUAACAUAAGGAUGAAGACUGAUAGUUCAUGAAACGAUCUCAAAUAUAUAGAGAUAUUAUGGGAUACAGAGAAGGCAUGCUAUGACAAAUGUUGCCAUAUUAUCAGUUUUAUUUUAAUAGUGAAACAUUUCUGCUUAAUAUGUAUAUCAUAUUGUAAAAAUCCCAGCAUAAUUUUUCUUCAGUCUGAUCUGAUCAUCCUUGAGAUGCAGGGGUGGGGGUGGGGGAGCAGAGGAGAAAGAGAAAAAAGAAAGAUCUAUUUAGAGUAAAUUUUUUAGGCAUCAGUCCCAAGUUCUACAACGUUCAGGGCUCUAAGUAUUAGAAAAGUUUAUCUUAAUUGCUUUUUCAGUUCUUCAAACAGUGAAGAAACACAGAUUAUUUUCUUCAACUUAAGUAGCAGUCAUAAGUACAUUUUUUAAAAAACUGAGAAAAGCUAAAAUACAAAGUAAGUGGUCCUCCAGUAUUUUCAAGGCAGAACAAAUUCUAUAUCCCUUUAAUAAGAAACAAUACCAAUUAUAUUUUGGGUUAUUUAUUACUGAGAUCAAGUGGUGCGACUACCUAUUCAUUUUUUUAAAGUACAAAUCCUUAAGCUAAGUUUUAAGAUAGUUAGAUUAAUGGUGACGCAUGUUACUUUGCCCUUGUUCAGGACAAUCCUAUUACUGCAUGGAUAAUUGGUAAAUUGCAUGAAUGUUCCUCUUGUUAAAUAAUUACUGAAAAUUAAAUAAACUGAACAAUACUUCAGUGAUGAUA
Molecule: messenger RNA, 3260 nt
Organism: Hemicordylus capensis (graceful crag lizard)
Lineage: Eukaryota; Metazoa; Chordata; Lepidosauria; Squamata; Cordylidae
Gene: TMPRSS12
Product: transmembrane serine protease 12
Exons: 5
Coding region: 59-1075 (338 amino acids)
Biological process (GO): proteolysis; acrosome reaction
Molecular function (GO): serine-type endopeptidase activity
Source: RefSeq, a predicted model, not a curated record